CUCUUCAGUCACCCUUUGCACGUGUUAGGAGGAAGGUGUGUCAGUGCGGCGCUGGCGGAUCGCUGUCCAUUUUCCUACCCUUCUCGUGGAUCUAUUUGCUCUCCUAAAGACUUCUCUCAGUGGGAAAGUGAUGGUAGCAUCGGUAACCGCAAGCGAGGAGACACCGUGAGGGAAUAUUGACCCUUGAGACGUAUAAAGGGAUUUUAACAGCUAUCGUCUGCUGGUGGUCGUCCUCUCAGCUGAUUUCGACAGAUGGUGUUGCCAUCUCGGUGGGCAGCGGUAUGGUAGGCGGGAGCUCUUCCUUCGCCGUGGGAGGGGCGGACCAAAACGCCCUCGACUAUGGACCGCCCACACGCCAGCCUGUCAGUUGGCUUCCUCCUCUCCUUCCAGCCAGCCCGAUCUGCCCCACGUGGCGGGCGAGACCCUAGGCGAGGCGCUCUACACCUCCAUCAGGACCUUCUACGAGAGGAUGACCAACUACACCAACUCGUGCCAGGCGAACUGCUCCGGGCGGGGCGAGUGCCUCAACGGAACGUGCUUCUGCCUGGUGCAGUACGAGGGAGACACCUGCCGGGACCCCAACCUGGCCUACUUCAUCAGCUUCGCCACGGUCUUCUACCUGAUCGCGGCGGUGAGUCUGGCGCAGCUGGUGGUCUGCGUGCGCUCCGAGUACACUAAGCUGAAGACGCCCUCCCUGAGACGCGCCUGCAGGGUCACCACGCAGAAGAUGCUCUACGUCAUCACCUUCGUCGCCGCCACCUUGCGAGGGGCCUACUUCUCGUCUCCGGCCAACAUGGACCUCAACAUCGCGCCCUCCUUCAUGAGUGCUUUUUACCCCAUUAUCCUCACCGCGGGUUCACUCAUCGUCUGCUUCUGGGCCGAGGCAUUCCAUCUCCGAGACAUCCGAUGUGAACGUCCGAGGUUUCUGAGCAAGUCCUUCUGCGGGUUUCUGACCUUCAACAUCGUCACCUACUCGCUGCUGGUGGCCGAGAUCAUCCUGACGCGAUGGACCACCACCCCGGAGGAGAGGAGCUUCCUGACUCAUGUGUUCAACGGAUGUUAUGCCAUAUUACUGUUCAUCGUUGUGGUGUUCUUCCUGAUUUACGGUGUCGAGGUGUACUUUAAGGUACGCGGGGGCUUCAUGAGUGACACCAUAAUUGUGGGCCACGUACAUUCCCGAACCCCACCCCAGGCUGAACCCAGUCUGAAAAGAGAACCGGGUUCUAAGUCAACCUCAACGGCUGACAAGUCUGGCGGGGACCAAGAGGAGGAUCAGUCAACCCAACGUCUUGUGCCGGAGCAGGUUGUUGGAGAAUUCACCGGACUAGCCCCACCACACCGCGGAAUUGACCAGUCACAGCUUCACCAGUCCCGAUUUGGGCUGGUGUUCCAGGCUUGUAUGCUGAUGAUUACAGUGUGUUUCCUCUUCUCGGAUGUUCUGGGAGAACUGUGGAAGAACAGGGUCCCUUUGAUGUCAAGAAAUGCCUAUGAUAUCAUCUUCCGAGUGGUGGAACUUGGUGUGGCUCUUUGGUUCCCCUGUGUUCUGUGGAACAGUAUGUCACCAGAACAGCUGUGGAUCCUCAACCCGAAAAAAAUCCUCAAGAAGCUAGACAUUGAACGUACUCUUGAGCUUGGCCAGUCUGUCAAACCAAGAACUGAUGCUACUAGUGAUGGUGGUGCAGAGUGUUGGAUUUGUUAUGAUACGGAACGCACAGAUGCUGGACCCCUCAUUCAACCCUGUGACUGCCGCGGGGAUGUUGGAGCCGUCCACCAUAACUGCCUCCGGAAGUGGCUUAUGGAGUGUGCUGAGAAUUCCUCUGAAAACUUGUCAUGCAAAGUGUGUGGGGCUGUAUAUCAGCUUGAGAGAGGGAGAGCCUGGUGGAUUGGACAGGGCUUUACAACACGCCAUUGGCUACAGACAGCAUCCCUGGUGACAGUGAUGUGUGGGACCAUAGCUGGUACAUGGGCUGUGGUGCAGAUGUAUGAGAAUGCCUACAUCAGAUCCUUGGCUGCAGGAGUCACUCUUUUGGUUAUCUACGUCUGUUUGCGGUUCUUGGGAUUCAAUACCUUCAGCGCUUAUCAGCGAGCUAGAUACUCGGCAGUGAAAAUCCUUGGCCGUCAUUUCGCCCAGCGAGAUAACAACAAUGCAGCCAAUAACAAUGGAGGAGUACCUGGAGCAACUGCAAAUGUAGCUACCAUCAGCUCUGAAGUCUUAGUGGAUAUGAAUGCCAGUAGUGGUUUGUCAAAGUUGCCUGAAUCAGCAAUAUAACACAUU
Penaeus monodon (black tiger shrimp) is the source of this 2275-nucleotide messenger RNA. RefSeq lists its product as uncharacterized. Gene Ontology annotation, molecular function: zinc ion binding. Lineage: Eukaryota; Metazoa; Arthropoda; Malacostraca; Decapoda; Penaeidae. The record is from RefSeq and is a predicted model, not a curated record.